Molecule: messenger RNA, 1131 nt
Organism: Marasmius oreades (fairy-ring Marasmius)
Lineage: Eukaryota; Fungi; Basidiomycota; Agaricomycetes; Agaricales; Marasmiaceae
Exons: 2
Coding region: 1-1131 (376 amino acids)
Source: RefSeq, a predicted model, not a curated record
AUGAAAUACGUGAUUCCUCAUGUCUAUCGCGACGAACUUGAGACAAUUUGGAAGGUAGAUCAGCGCCUUCCAACUCUUCAAUCACGUCGAAAAUGGUGCGAAGCACGUCGUCUCGACCCGCAAUGCAUUCAUCGUUGGUACUCACGCAAAAGACUCACCGCAAGACGAAAUCGCGUUGAUCUACCCCCAGAUUCCGAUAUGUACGACCUCGAAGUCGGUACGCCUCCAGUACCAGAGCCAGUUGUCGAGACUGAAACCGAGGCUCAUUUGAAGCCAGCUAAAGUGUCGAAGUGGCCAGAAUCCGUACUUCGUCGUUCAAGGCGUAUUGCUAUGAUUUCGUCGGACCCGCUUUCUUCGCCAAAUUCUCUCAGUUCAGGUCCAUUCUUUCCCGAAUCGUCUCCCUUUACUUCACCUCGUCCCGAGAAGAUAUUUCGUCCCGAGGAGAGAUUAUCUUCGUACUUUCUGGCAGAAACAUCUCGAAUCGUGCCUACUCCAAGUUGCGCUCUGUCUGCAGUCUCCACUCCCAGACCUAGUUCUCCAGACCUUUCUGGUAUACCAGAUGCACCUCUACACUGUGGACUCAGCCUUACGAGCACUCACGACCACGUUAUGGGCCCCACUUCUGACCUGUCAGUUCAACCACAACCCACUCCAGAGUGCACUCAAGGCAGUUCCAACGCCGAUUCCGACUAUAUAUGCGCUUUAUGCUUGAAAGCUGAGGAUCCAUCAACGCACUGUACUUGGAAUGAUGCGAGUCAAGUGCAGUCUCUAUACUCGCUAUACCCGUCCUAUUUCUCGAGCGAUCCACCUUCUGAGCCUGUCCUUUUACUCACUCGUCCGCUCACGCCCCUCAAAGACAUAGUACCAUCAAUUUUCCACUACUCGGAUAUAUCCUUCGACUCACAAUCUUCUGGUCCGAGGGACGCAGAACAUCCAGCUUACUCUUAUGUACUCGCGCUCGCAUUUCCAGAUGUUCGUUUCUCACCAGAUGGUUUCCAUAUCUGUUCUUCGCCCUGCACAGCCGAUAGCUCUUGCACCUACUUCAAUGCACUCUGCGCCAUGGCUAAGCCGUUCCCACCAGCUUUAGAAAGUCUCGACGACGUACUCGCUACUCCUGUUGUUGACCCGUAG